Messenger RNA from Dromiciops gliroides (monito del monte), 7848 nucleotides. It is a transcript of the gene DENND4C, whose product is annotated as DENN domain containing 4C. Gene Ontology annotation, molecular function: protein binding. Gene Ontology annotation, biological process: regulation of Rab protein signal transduction. Lineage: Eukaryota; Metazoa; Chordata; Mammalia; Microbiotheria; Microbiotheriidae. Gene Ontology annotation, cellular component: cytoplasmic vesicle. The record is from RefSeq and is a predicted model, not a curated record.
UGUCUCCCGUCGCGUGACUGGCGGUUGCGAAUGAAACGGCUCUCCAGCGCAGCCUGGGGCUUUCCGACCCGCUGCAGGGCUCCUCACUGCCAGCUGGAACCCUCGGGUCCCCGGGGCUGCGCCCCGCGAGUCGCAGCCCUCGCAGCGCAGGCGCAGUAACCACAGUGGCGGCGGCGGCUGCCAGUCCCGGGCCCAGCCGAGGGUGCUCAGGCCGCGAAACCGAAGCUUUUAUGUCUCCGACGAGGGCCGAGUCAGUGCGACGUUGAAAGCCUCGGAAGGUGGAGGACGGUAGAAUAGCAGUCAUGCUAGAAGACAAAGGUCCAAGAGUGAUUGACUACUUUGUAGUGGCAGGCCUCACUGAUACAUCUACCCUUUUGGAUCAAGAAAUAAAUCGUUUAGACACAAAAUCAACUGGACCCAAAGCUCCAAUUACAGACAUUGCUGUUAUUAUCAAGUCAGCAGGGGAAACAGUCCCUGAAGGUUUCACCUGUGUUGAAGCUACGCCAUCAGCUCUCCAAGCAAAUUUGAACUAUGGAAGCUUGAAAAGUCCAGAGCUUUUUCUGUGCUAUAAGAGGGGAAGAGACAAACCACCUCUUACAGACAUUGGAGUAUUAUAUGAAGGGAAAGAACGACUUAUUUCAGGUUGUGAAGUGAUCCAAGCCACACCCUAUGGACGCUGUGCCAAUGUCAACAAUAGUUCAACAAAUUCACAAAGAAUCUUUAUCACUUAUCGAAGGGCUCCUCCAGUACGACCUCAGAAUUCCCUGGCUGUAACAGAUAUCUGUGUUAUUGUAACUAGUAAAGGAGAAACUCCUCCUCAUACAUUUUGCAAAGUUGACAAGAAUUUAAACUGUGGAAUGUGGGGUUCCAGUGUGUAUUUGUGUUACAAGAAGUCUGUACCUGCGUCUAACUCAAUAGCAUAUAAAGCUGGGUUAAUUUUUAGAUAUCCUGAAGAAGACUAUGAAGCUUUUCCACUCUCGGAAUCUGUACCUCUCUUCUGCCUUCCUAUGGGAGCUACUAUUGAAUGCUGGGAUCCCCAAACCAAAUAUCCACUUCCAAUUUUUUCAACUUUUGUUCUGACAGCUUCUUCUGCAGAAAAGGUCUAUGGUGCUGCUAUCCAGUUUUAUGAGCCAUAUUCUCGGGAGCUGCUAACAGAAAAGCAGCUUAUGCAACUGGGCCUUUUGACACCUGUGGAAAGAAGAGUGGUCCCUAAAUCCAUCAAUUCAAACAAAUGCAUUUGUCUACUCUCACGCUGGCCUUUCUUUGAAGCUUUUAGAAAAUUUCUUAUGUUUAUCUACAAACUUUCAGUUUCCGGACCUCAUCCUCUUCCUAUUGAAAAGCACAUCUCACAUUUCAUGCAAAAUAUUCCUUUCCCAUCACCACAAAGACCAAGGAUUCUUGUUCAGCUAUCAGUCCAUGAUGCAUUAAUAUUGUCCCAGCCGGUUUUUACACCUUUACCACUAAGUGGAGCCGACUUCAGCACAUUGUUGAUGAAUCUGGGUCCUGAAAAUUGUGCAACCUUGCUUCUUUUUGUUCUGCUUGAAAGUAAGAUCCUGCUUCAUUCUCUUAGACCAGCUGUGUUGACAGGGGUGGCAGAAGCUGUGGUUGCUAUGAUCUUUCCAUUUCAGUGGCAGUGUCCGUAUAUUCCCCUCUGUCCUCUCUCUUUGGCAGGAGUGCUCAGUGCUCCCUUACCAUUUAUAGUUGGAGUUGACUCAAGAUACUUUGAUCUCUAUGAUCCACCACAGGAUGUUGUUUGCAUUGACUUGGAUACAAAUAUGGUAUAUAUAUCAGAUGAAAAGAAGAACAUGAAUUGGAAGCAGCUUCCUAAAAAACCCUGUAAAAAUUUGCUUAGUACUUUAAAGAAAUUGUAUCCCCAGUUGUCUUCAGUUCACAGAAAAACACAAGAAGGCUCAGCAGUGGAGAUGACCCCAAUAGAAGCAGAUUUCUCCUGGCAAAAGAAAAUGACUGAACUUGAGAUGGAAAUUCAAGAGGCAUUUUUACGCUUUAUGGCUUCUGUUUUAAAGGGAUAUCGGACAUAUCUCAAACCAAUCACAGAAGCUCCUUCAAAUAAAGCUACUGCUGCAGAUUCAUUGUUUGAUCGUCAAGGAUUUUUAAAAAGCCGAGAUCGUGCAUAUAUGAAAUUCUACACUCUUUUAACUAAAACCCAGAUUUUUAUCCGUUUCAUUGAGGAGUGCAGCUUCGUAAGUGAUAAAGAUACUGGACUUGCAUUUUUUGAUGACUGCAUAGAAAAGCUAUUUCCUGAUAAAGGCACUGAAAAAACAGAUAAGGUUGAUUUAGAUUCAGCAGAAGAUACCAGAUUGAUAGAGCUAGAUGAUUCCCAAAAGAGUGAACAUACAGUAUUAAUAAUGUCACCAGAGCCACCUGCCAAUGAUGGACAAGACCUGUCUCCUAAAUACAGCUACAAAAACUUCCCGAGACUGGAUCUUAAGCUUUUUGAUAGACCACAGGCAUUGAAAAUUCCCUUUAACAGACAUCCUGCAGGAAAUAACAUUUCAAACAGUCCAGCCCUCAUGGCUAAAAGGACUAAACAGGAGAUAAAAACAGCUCACAAAUUGGCCAAGAGAUAUUAUACAAACCCACCACAGUGGGCUAAGUGCCUAUUUAGUCAUUGCUACAGCUUAUGGUUCAUUUGUUUGCCAGCUUAUGUUAGAGUUUCUCAUCCUAAAGUGAAAGCAUUGCAGCAAGCAUAUGAUGAACUUAUUAAGAUGAGGAAAUUAGAUGUGGAUCCACUGGAUGAGGUAUGCUAUCGUGUUGUAAUGCAACUUUGUGGACUUUGGGGUCAUCCUGUUCUAGCCGUUCGAGUCUUAUUUGAAAUGAAAAUUGCUAAAAUACAACCAAAUGCUAUUACCUAUGGUUAUUACAAUAAGGUAGUUCUGGAGAGCCCAUGGCCUAGCAGUAAUCGCAGUGGUAUCUUCUUGUGGACGAAGGUACGGAAUGUGGUGUGUGGCAUAGCACAAUUUAGGCAGCCACUUAAAAAGGCCACCCAGAUAUCAGCUCCUCGGAUUCCCACAGGUGGAAGUGAUGGGGACACGGUGAGCCAUGGUAGCGUGGAUAGUUCUAAUGAUGCUAACAAUGGGGAGCACACACUCUUCGUCAGAGAUUUAAUCAGGCUUGAUUCCAUUGAUAAUCACUCUAGCACAGGUGGUCAGUCUGAUCAAGGAUAUGGGUCAAAGGAUGAACUUAUAAAGGAUGAUGCAGAAAGUCUUCAUGUACAAGAAGCACAAGUUGAGGGAGAAUUGUUAACUAAGACAAAAGCCCAGAGAGACAAAGUUUCUGAUGUCCCUGAAAAGCUACAGCAGCUGAGUCCUGAACCUUUUAAUCCUGCAGAAACACCCACGUGGGGAAGCAGUAUUGUGAAAGUUCCAUCAGGCAUUUUUGAUAUCAGUAGCCGGAAAAGUAGCACUGGUAGUACAUCAAAUAUCCUGUUUUCUGCUCAGGAUUCUGUUGAGGAUACGGUAUUCACUGAGGUGUCUAACCUGAAAACUAGUGACAAAGGAGAGAAAAGACAAAAACAUUUCUCAGAAAGGAGUUGUAGUUUUAGCUCUGAAAGUCGAGCAGGAAUGUUGCUUAAAAAAAGCAGUUUGGACUCAAAUUCUAGUGAAAUGGCAAUAAUGAUGGGAGCAGAUGCCAAGAUCCUUACUGCAGCAUUGUCCUAUAAUAAGAUGCCACCAUUUCAUCUUCAAAGAGACCAGAGCUUAGACAGUGUGGGUGGCCCACCGACCGAUACAAGGACUCCUACAUGUGCCGGGGCUUGGGGGGCAGAGUAUAGCCUGGGAAUGCUGGAGGAAGGGCAAGAACAGCCAGACACUGUUGGUGAAGGUGAGGAUGAUGCAGCCACAACCACCACGGCUGAGGAUAAACUCACAGAACCAUGGAGUGGCAAUCAGUCCAGAGACCUAAAAACAGAACCCAAAUAUAUAAUAAACAAAAGAAAUAGUUCUUAUAGUGGAGCCAAACCAAUUGAAAGGGAGGAUGUUGAAACUGGGCUUGACCCUCUGUCUCUGUUAGCCACUGAGUGUAUAGAAGGGAAGCAUUCUGACUCCGAGGAGAAGAUACUGUCUCCAGUUGUGGCACGUAAUCUGGCAGAUGAGAUAGAGAGCUACAUGAACUUGAAAAGUCCUUUGGGGAGCAAGUCCUCCAGCAUGGAGUUGCACAAACGAGAAAGUAGAGGAUCAGCAGAAUGUGUGUCUGGUGCCUUCACUCCCUCUCUAGAGCGGCGGUCUAGCCUGCCCUUGGAUCACAGUCCACCAGUUCAGGAAAAAACGGAAAAGCAGAGGAGUCCUCCUUCUGUAUCCAGGUCAAAAACUUUCACGGGACACUCCAAACAGCAGACUCCCUCACGAGCCCAUAAAGAACGUUCCACAUCUUUGUCAGCACUCGUGCGUUCUUCACAACAUGGAUCCUUGGGCUCUGUAGUCACUUCCUUUUCAGGAAUAAAACUGGACAAUAUUUUGUCUGGACCCAAGAUAGAUGUUCUGAAGUCUGGUAUGAAACAAGCAGCUACAGUAGCCAGUAAGGUGUGGGGAGCUAUGGCCUCUGCUUAUAAUUAUUCAGAUGAUGAGGAAGAAUCCAGUAGAGAUUAUAGCUUUCCUGCUGGUUUAGAAGACCAUAUUUUGGGAGAUGACCUAACAUCAAAAGUGUGUGUCUCAGGGCUAGUCACCAGUGAACUCACACAAAGCAACACGAGUCUUGGCAGUAGCAGCAGCAGUGGGGAUGUAGGGAAAUUGCCCUAUCCAACAGGUGAAAUCCCAUUUCCAAGAGGCAUAAAGGGUCAAGACUUUGAAAAGUCAGAACAUGGGUCUUCUCAGAAUACCAGCAUGUCCAGCAUCUACCAAAACUGUGCAAUGGAGGUCUUGAUGUCAAGUUGUUCUCAAUGUAGAGCUUGUGGUGCUUUGGUUUAUGAUGAAGAAAUUAUGGCUGGAUGGGCUGCAGAUGAUUCAAAUUUGAAUACCACCUGUCCAUUUUGUAAAAGCAACUUCUUACCCCUCCUUAAUGUGGAGUUUAAAGACUUACGUGGCUCUGCAAGCUUCCUUCUGAAGCCAAGCACUUCUGGUGACAGUUUACAAAGUGGAAGCAUUCCCUUAGUGACGGAUCCUCCAGAACACAAAUCCAUGACAAGUCCGCCAGAACCUGACCUGAUGACCAUCGCGGAUUUCCCAAAGCAUGGCCAGGUCAUAGCUGAAGCUGAGCCGAGUGUUGAGCUAAAGGAAGAGAGUGUGAAAACUUCAUCUGUAGCUAAUAAUUUUUCAAGUCGAGGAGUAUCUUUGACUCGAAGCCACAGUGUUGGAGGCCCUUUGCAAAAUAUUGAUUUUUCUCAGCGGCCUUUCCAUGGCAUUUCAACAGUUAGUCUGCCAAAACAGUUUUACAGGAAGUUGUGUUUAGAUCCAAUUUUUACACAUGAUACUCCUCACCAUGAUCCUUUAAGGAAGAGACCCAACCCCUCCCCUGUUUCAGUGCCUUACUUGAGUCCAUUAGUGCUUCGUAAAGAACUUGAAUCUCUGUUGGAGAAUGAGGGAGAUCAAGUGAUUCACACAUCUUCAUUCAUCAAUCAACAUCUCAUUUUCUGGAAUCUGGUUUGGUAUUUCAGAACGUUUGACCUUCCUAGCAAUUUGCCAGGACUUAUCCUCACAUCUGAACACUGUAACAAAGGAGGCCAGCUUCCACUUUCAUCUCUGUCCCAGGACAGCAAACUAGUAUAUAUUCAGCUAUUAUGGGACAAUAUCAACCUUCAUCAAGAACCUGGAGAGCCAUUGUAUGUUUCUUGGAGGAACCUCAACUCAGAGAAGAAAUCAUCCUUAGUAUCAGAAGACCAGCAGGCUACAAGCACUUUAGUAGAGAACAUCAGGCAAAGCAUUCAACAUAACGAUGUUCUUAAACCUAUCAACCUUCUUUUGCAAAAAGUGAAGCCAGAUGUAAAACGACAAAGGAGUUUAUACAGAGAAAUCCUCUUCUUGUCAUUGGUGUCUCUUGGAAGAGAAAACAUUGAUAUUGAGGCUUUUGACAACGAAUAUGAACUUGCAUAUAAGAGUCUGUCCGAAGAGGUUCCUGGAAAGAUGCAGAAAAUUGAUGCUCCCCCCAGUCUCAGUGUGGAGUGGUGCAGGAAGUGUUUUGGAGCACCUCUCAUUUAAAUGAGAGAUCACUUUGAACUUUUAUAGCACAUGUCAAUCCUGGGCAGCAAGCUACGCCAACCUGGGAGCAUUCAGGUUUGAUUCAUGCUCCUGAAAACUGGUGAAAACUCUGACAGUGUCUGGUGUGUUCCUGACAGAUCUGCAGCUCAUCAUCUGUUCGUUGCAUUUGAGAGUCUCUCAUUUUUAAAAAAAUUAUUCUUUUGUUUCUCCUGACAGAAGUUCUUUGGAUUUUUUCAGAAGUAUCCAGGAUUCUUUUGUUAGAAAAAAAGAAUGAAAAGCCAAGCUUGCUAUAGGCAUUUUGUUGAUAGAUGUUUGGGGGAGCUUUCAGAGUUGGGGAAAAGUCAUUGUUAAUCUCUCAAGUCCGAAGUGAAGCUAAAGGGCCCCAAUUCUAGGAGCAAGACCUAGAGGAAAGUGGAUUUUUUGUGUGUACAUACUUGUGUGUUUUUGUAGAUGUAUGCAUAUUCGGCCUUUGUAAUAAGUGUAUAUAUUUAUUAAAACUGUUAGAUUGCACAUUGCAAUACGACUUUCUCAAAGGGUCUCAUGACCAGUGAAUUGUUGACUGCUGACCAACUGGGCUGUAGUUACUACUAGUCAAAAUUUUCUGAAACUCUGACAACUGCCCUGUCACUGGCUUUAUUUUAAAUUUAAUAUAUGCUUUCACUCUUCAUUUAUAUGUUUUUUCUUGAUGGAAUGUUAUACUCCUGAUAUCCAAUUUCCUUCCCCUUGUUACUCUUUCCUGGUACCAAGAUCACUUACUUGGAAGGUGGAAAUGUUUCUACAAGCUAAUUAGGGAGUUUAAAUGAAUUUGAAUCUAAGUUUCGUAAUGAUUGACAGAAUUAAUUGGAACUUGAUCCUUUUAAAAAAAACAAAAAUUUGUCCUUUAGCCUGAAUUCUUUCCUCUCAGGCACACCUCUGUCACUUUUUUUAAACCUGUGGGAUACCUUGCACUGCAAAUGGAAGUUUAAUAUUUGUAAUGUUUGAAAGUUAGUACUUGUAGAUUUGCAUGCACACAAUCCCGAGUGUGUAUGUGUAUAUAUUUUUUUACGAACUGAAUGAAUUAAGUCUUAAAGGUUGAAGCUUUUGAGCUUAUUAUAGUCAGUAGAUUUAAGAAAAAUCAUGACCUCACAUGCCUCACUUAGCAUUUUGUCAUGCCUUAUAUGCCUUCUAUUAAAAACACACCUUGUUGAGUGUGUUCGCCUUAGCUUCCUUUAUGGGACUAAUAUGCUUCCUGUCAAUUGAUCUGAUAUUCAUAUUAAGGUCAAUUUUCAUUUCCAGGAACCACUGUAGAUGAAUUAAAGAAAGCAGUUGCUUCAAAAUAGGCACUUCUGAAUGGUGUAACUUAAAAGCACAAAGCUGCCUUCCCCCUGGUGUACAUUCUGUUUAAAUGACCCUAUAAUCAUUGUACUGUUCUGCAUUUCUGGAUUUAUCAGCUUAAUGCCAAUGCAGGACUCUAGUGUCAGGUCAUUGUUGAGAGUGCUGGUGGUAUAAUCUCAUGUCAGAAAUUACAUGUAACAUGACAACUGAACAGGUGACAUGACUAAACAGUUUUUAUAACCAUUACUUUAAAAAAAAAACAUAUUUUGCACUAUUUGUGGAGAGGAUAUAUUUUUGCAAUUUAGCCCUGGUUUUUCUCUGUCAUUUAAGUUUGUAAUAUUUAAAAGUCACACUUAUUGACAAAAGUAAUUCAGAAUUAACUUGC